Quercus lobata is the source of this 960-nucleotide messenger RNA. RefSeq names its product expansin 12 (gene EXPA12). Gene Ontology annotation, biological process: plant-type cell wall organization. The transcript is spliced from 3 exons. Lineage: Eukaryota; Viridiplantae; Streptophyta; Magnoliopsida; Fagales; Fagaceae. Gene Ontology annotation, cellular component: extracellular region. The record is from RefSeq and is a predicted model, not a curated record.
ACAGCUAAAUGGGGUCUGCAAAAAUUCCUUCUGUUUUCCUUUUGUACGUUGUUUUCCUUGUUAUUUUGGUUUUCAAGGGCAUCAACGGUCAAGUAAACAAUUGGCUUAACGGCCAUGCAACUUUCUAUGGAGCCAAUCAGAACCCCACUACCCAGGGAUCUUAAUAUAUAGGUGGAGCUUGUGGCUAUGAUAACACUUUUCACGCUGGGUUUGGAGUGAAUACAGCUGCUGUUAGUGGUACACUUUUCAGAAGUGGUGAGGCAUGUGGUGCUUGCUACCAAGUGAUGUGCAACUACAGGCUUGAUCCUAAGUGGUGCCUUCCGCGCCGCAUUAUGACAGUGACCGCCACCAAUUUCUGUCCUCCAAACAACAAUGGAGGGUGGUGUGAUCCCCCUCACGAUCACUUUGACAUGUCCAUGUCUGCUUUCUUUCGCAUUGCACGACAGGGCAAUGAAGGCAUUGUUCCUGUACUGUAUAAAAGGGUCUCAUGCAAAAGGAGAGGCGGAGUUCGUUUCACCUUGAAGGGACAAUCAAAUUUCAACAUGGUGAUGAUUUCCAAUGUUGGCGGUAGUGGUGACGUGAAGGCUGUAUGGAUAACAGGUUCCAACUUAAGAAGCUGGGUUCCCAUGCACAGGAAUUGGGGUGCAAACUGGCAAAGUAGCAUCGAUCUUCGAGGCCAAAAACUGUCAUUUAAGCUCAAUUUGGUUGACGGAAAAACUCUUCAAUUUUCCAAUGUUGUUCCUUCGACAUGGAAGUUUGGGCAGACAUUUUCUUCCCAAAACCAGUUCUCUUAAUUCGUUGCACCUUUGUCACAAUAACAUGUCCUACAACAAAUAGCUUUUUGAUGGUUCAAGGACAUCUAUUACAUUAUUUUAGUGAUACUGAGGACAAUGACAUUUAUGGACGUCAUUGUACCAUGCAUAAUUUGUUUAAUAAUUUUGCUUGUAAUUCACAUAUGUA